UCGCUUGCCCCAUCUCUUUUAUCUCUCUUUCAGUUCCAAGAACGAUAGGGUUGGAGUCCGGUGUUAGUUAUACUCCGAUCUCUUGCUUAGAUUCUCUAUAUUCUUGUGGUUGUCUCGAUUGAUUUGUCUCAGUUUCAGACUUUCAGCUUCUCUUGAUUACCUUUCUUGUUCGAUAUCGAGAAGUUUGAAAGGUUUUGUAGAGCGAAUCGGAGUUUUCGUUGGGACAAAAAAAGAAAAAUUCACAAAAUUUUAUUCCUGAGAUUUGAAAUGGAAAACCCAAAGAGAGAAGGUUCGAUUGAUGAGAAUAAAAUUGAGGGAUCGGAUCGUUUGAAUCAAACUUCCGAUGAGGUUUCUGAUGAAUCCGCUGCUGUUGGUGUUUCGUCGAGGGAAUCUGAAACCUCUUGUGUUAGUUCUAGCGGCCCUUCGAUUACUCCGCGGGGGAUUAGGAGAAUCUCUGGAAAUGAACGAGAUCUUACCGAGAGGCUUAGGGGUAUCUUCAGGGAUGAGGGUGAUGAAGAUCUGUUGCUGCAGAGUACCGAUCGAGGAAACGGCAUCCUUCAGUGGCUACAGGCCUUGGAUGUGCAGGUUAUGGGAGGUUGCCGUGCCGAUGAAAGGCUGAAGCCGUUGCUGAAACUGAAUGUCUCGAGUGGUAUUACGGAUGAUAGCUUGCUGGCGCAUAUAAGUCAGCAUUUUGAGGUCCCGGAAGUUGGUAUACUGGCGAGAUGUUUGUGUAUUCCUCUAGUUACCAUGCGUGUAGGGAAGGUCGUCAAGCAAGGAACCCUUUUGUUUCCAACCGCUACAAGGGGAAAUUUCUAUAUCACUCUUUUGCCCACAUCUGAUUUGCGAAUAUCAUUUGCUGGGGAUGAUGGCUGCUCAGAGAAAGUAGUAACAUUGAGUAGCAAUUCUGAAAGCUCUGUAGUAAUAGAAGAUAUCCCAGCUGACAAUUCUGGUCGUUCUUUCUGUAUAAAGCUACCAGAUGGGAAAGUCUUGUACUUCUGGUGCUCGGAGAAAUCAAAGCUCCUUGGCAUGGAGUUGCUUGCAAAGAUGAAGGAUAUUGUUAGGAGGAAGCCUUCUCUAGCUCAGCUAACUGGAAUCAGUGAGUCACGCCUUGACUGCUUUGCAACUCAUCUCCGUGCUUAUCUAAUUGGAUCAACAGUGAGCACUACCCAAGCAAAUGCAAAUGUCUCAUCUUCUUCAGUGGAUACUGUAUCUAACUCCCUUGAGUUGGACCAGAGCACCCAACUUGUGCCUGCAUCUACAAAACCAUGCCGUGCACGAUACAACAGUAGUCAAGUAGCAAAAACUCAUGCCCUCUAUCAAGGCAGCCUCAGCCCAAGAUCUAAUUCUUUCAAGGAUGGCUUUCCAAGGAACGUUUCCCUUGCUAAAACUGUUUCUAGAGAAAAGAUCAAGCGGCGGGGAGAUGGUCAUCUUUCAGUUGAGAACCUACCUGUUGCUUCCAAAUCUGCUGCACAAGGAUGUCUUGUGGAGGUCAGUGGAUCCCAGCCCCUACGGCCAUUAGGCUUCUUGCGAUCUCUUGGGAAGCCGGAUUCUCUACCAGCAUUAACUCCAUUGUCAUCCCAAAUUCCAUCCAAGAGUAGUUCAAAUUAUUCUCCCUACUACUGCUGGUGCCCUCCCCGCACAUCAACCUUGCAAUGCUCUGCAACACUUCCACAACUGCCUAUCCCAUUGAGUGAUUAUUCUUUGUCUCUGCCGACUUUGUCUUCCUUGUCAUUCGACAUGAGUUCCCCUAGCCCCCUGUUCCCACCAAAGAGUUCUGUUGAUGUCACUGGUAUUAUAUCAUUGGAUUUCCCUGCUUUCCUGCCUGACCCAGUGAAUCAGUUACCUCUCCCAGUUUCUUCGAUCAUCAGUGCAGCAAGCUCUCAGCAGAUUCAAACUUUCACUCCCUUGAUGUGUGACCCUAUAGUGCACAUUCUUGAUGUCUGCUCUUCAGGUCAAGGCUACUUGGUCACUGCAGGGCCUCUUUCAACCCCUGUACCAUCUUUGCACUCAAACCUUGUGGGCCCGUUGAUCACAGAAACAGAAUCAGUGGUAGAGAAGGGUGCAAGGGAAACGCUUCGGUUGCUCAUUAGUUCGACAAAGACAAAUCCACAACUGAUGGGCGUUAUACCUGUUGUUUUGAACAGCACUGACAAAAAACAUGGUAACCUUGCUGUAGAAAGCAGGGGACUUUAUAGUGGAAUAAGAGAUGUUGGUGCCAUUGAAAAUACUGUUGGUAUGGUAGGAUUAGUUUCCCAGCAGAUGGUACAUUGCGGGGAGGAUGAUUUGGACAACAUAUCACAGGUUGCGGAAGGCCCCGAAAAGUCCUGCUCAGAUGAUGGAGGGGCCAAGACUGACUGGAAGUAAGAAAGUUUUUUGCCUCUCGUUUUCACCUCCACGGCAUGUAUCCAAGGGUAAGUGUAAAUAUUUAUGUUACUGUAAUUUAGACAUUAUCAAGUUUAUUUGAUUGAAAAAAGCUUGUCAUUCAUGAGAUCCAAUUUUUGCUUUUGAAGAUUGAAGAAUCUUCGGUGUAUCCGAGGAAAAGUGUAAAUAUGUAAGUAGCUGUAACUCAAACAUUAUCAAGUUGAAAAGAUUGUCAUUCAUGUGAGUCAA
Molecule: messenger RNA, 2610 nt
Organism: Macadamia integrifolia
Lineage: Eukaryota; Viridiplantae; Streptophyta; Magnoliopsida; Proteales; Proteaceae
Exons: 4
Coding region: 268-2364 (698 amino acids)
Source: RefSeq, a predicted model, not a curated record